UUUUACGAAUUUCCUCUUAGAAGCCUUGAUGAUAGGCUUCAAAUUCCCUGUGAUCCAAGCCGUGGAAAGCUGGAUGAUGCAGCUACUAUUAUAUUCAAGAUAUGUAAAUAUGUUGAUAACAGUUUAAUACUUAAGUUGAUCAACCAUAUUAAACGUUGGAAAUCGACCAAUGUAAAGCAACCACCACAAUACAACGCGGAGAAUUCACAGCAUUCCAAAAAUAAUAUAGUAAAUCAAGAGGUAAAGAAGAAAGGAUCAUUAAUCAAACCUGCUCGAGAUGACCAUUGUGAUAAACAAGCUAUACGAUCCAAUGUUGGAAUAACUGCACUUGAUAACGAUGUAAACAAUGGAUCUCAAACUCAUAAUAAAAAUCAUGUUAAUGAUAAUAUUACUGAUUGGAUAAAUGAAAAUAAAGAAAAGUGGACAAAUAAUGAUAAAGAAAAAUGGACAAAUAAUGAUAAAGAAAAGUGGAAAAAUGAAGAUAAAGAAAAGCGGACAAAUGAUGAUAAAGAAAAGCGGACAAAUGAUGAUAAAGAAAAAUGGACAAAUGAUGAUAAAGAAAA
Dentiscutata heterogama is the source of this 563-nucleotide messenger RNA. The record is from the annotation of a GenBank genome assembly. Lineage: Eukaryota; Fungi; Glomeromycota; Glomeromycetes; Diversisporales; Gigasporaceae.